CUCAGCUCCCCUCCCCGACGGCACCCUCUCCGCCCGCCAGUCCACCGCAACACAAAUCAUCCGCCUCUCCUCCAUCGAAAACCUCGCCGUCCGCUCUACCGGCGCCAUCCUCGCAACAAACAUGAACUCCGCCGCUCUAAUCUCCAUCGACCUCAUCGCCAAAACCUCUUCCACAGUCCUAACCAUCUCCGGCGCCCCCGGCCUUUCAGGAAUCGUCAAGUACGCGCCCGAUCUCUUCGCCGUCAUUGGCGGGAAGGGGGUUUAUCGCGUUGAUUUCACUUCCAAUCCGCCGAAGAGUUCGUUGAUUAAGACGAUUAGUGAAGCAGGGAAUUUAAAUGGAUUGAGCACCUUUACCAAUGAGAGUGUGUUGGUCGGUGACGCAGGGAAGGGCGUGGUGUAUAGGUUGGAUGUCAACAAGGGGACGUACGAGCAGGUGUUGAAAAACGUGACGAUGGCGCCGAGCGGAUCGAUCCCGUUUGGUAUUGACGGGUUGAGAUACCGAGCGAGCGAUAGCACGCUUUGGUACACGAAUAUCUUUAAGAACUCGUUCCAUCGGGUUUUGGUCGAUCCUGUUACUGGCAAGGCGGCGGGGAGCGUGACGACGCUGUGGACGAAUCUCAUGGGCGAUGAUUUGUGUUUUGGCCCUGCGGUGCAGCAGGCCGACGGGAGCACGAAGGAAAGUGCGAAGGUGUAUGUCGCUACUAAUGGGAAGAAUAGUCUGGUGGAGGUGGAUACCAGCGUGCAGAAGCCCAGUCCGAAGACGGUGGCGACGGUUAGUGGGAGUACGAGUUGUGCGGUGGGGAGGGGGGAGGGGGAGGGGGGUUGUGGUUGGUGUUGUGUGUAGAGGGUGGUGAUGUGGUG
Neurospora tetraspora is the source of this 861-nucleotide messenger RNA. RefSeq lists its product as uncharacterized. The coding region runs from base 122 to 844 and encodes 240 amino acids. The record is from RefSeq and is a predicted model, not a curated record. The transcript is spliced from 2 exons. NCBI's taxonomy places the organism in Eukaryota, Fungi, Ascomycota, Sordariomycetes, Sordariales, Sordariaceae.